AUGGAUCCUUUUCACGACAAGGCAGGCAAUGAGCGGAGGGCUUCCCUCAGGAUGUCAGCGAGGGCCUCUUUGACCACCGACACUGUCGACGAUGACGACUACGACUUAGCAGCCAUGGGCAUCUCGGACGGCUUUCGCCCAACAAACGUCUCCGCCUCCCAUCAACCCAUCAACUCGACCACAAACCAUUCGACUGGCUCGGCGGUUGUGUCACGAGAUUCUCCCGUGCCUCAGCGCGUCACACCUCCUCGGCCUUCCAGCAUAUCAAAACCCCCUCGCUCUCACGAUCCGCUAGCACUUCGUCACGAUGGCUCAACGUCUCAAUCUCAAUCAAACGGCGCUCCAAUGUCCCGCGUCUCCAGUGCCUCGACCGAUUCGCCAAUCAUCAGAUCUGAGAGUCCCUACGAGGGACCUUCUGGACCAUCCUUCCCGUACCAAAUGUACCCGCAACGGACAAAUAGCGUCGCGACAUCAAACACUGCUCGCAUGUCUGAAAGAUCAUACGCCGGGCCUCGUGGACCAACACACCCAUACACCCUUUACACGCAAAAUACCGUGACUCCUGACACGAACGAAGGCGAUAACAUCCCAGUGGGAUUUGCUGGCCGCUCUGAUGGAUAUCACCGUCGGAUUGGGCCAGACGGCGAGGAAGCUGCUGACCUUAUCGGACCUUUGGGCCACACCGAAGAGCUUCCACCCUACACUCGAUAUCCCGAGCAAGCCUACACAAGGAAACAACCUGGUGAACAACAAUCAUCGACACCUACAGUGCAAUCCCAACAAUCACCACAGCGGGAGCCAGAGCAGCAACAAUCAUCACCGGCACAACAACCUGCCGUUACGGUCAUGACCGCUACGGUUCCUGCCAUUCCUGCUGGUGCUGGCGGCAUCGGACUCGCGACGCGCAAUCCUGAGUUUGAGUCACGGGAGGACUUGCGUCUUGCAUCGCCAUCUCGAACGUCUUCUCGGACGUUGAAUGAUGAAACUGCUAGCCAACAUGAGAUCAACACUGCCGCCGAAUCCUACGCUGAGAAGGGCGAAAACGCAACCGACCACAAGUGGCAGAAGAGGGCAAAGAAGAGAUUGUUCGGUGUCGUUCCUUACUGGGCUAUCUGCUUGUUGGCAGUUGGACUGGUGAUGAUGGGAAUCAUUCUCGGUGCUGUCAUCGGAACGUUCUUCGCCAAGCACAAAAAGCCACCCGGAAAGCACCAAGACGAUGAGCCGAUUCCAGUGGUUAUCCCGACUGCCACGGUUGACGUGAAGCCGCUAGCCACCCUCCCACCGGAUCUUCCACCCAUGGAGAUUGGUACCUUCGGUCUGCCGCCUCUCAUUGCCAGUCAGGCACCAAGUACUUGUUUCAACGACACGACGCAAGCUCAAGCCUGGACUUGCAACAUCCCCUUUACCAGCUACGUCAUGGGCGUUUCCAGAAUCGCCAAUGAACUACCUAUUUCCGAUUACACCUUAAAACUUACUACAUUCAAUGAUAGCGAUCACGACGACAACUCUAGGAUCAACAUGUUCUCGUGGGGUACUCAACCACCACUGAUCAUGGACCCUCUGAAGAUGCGGCUUGUCAACGACACUUCUGAACAGGGACGCGGCGCCGCAUGGUUUGCCCAGAUGACUUACAACAAGACUGUGGUCGUACCUGAGGAUAGGUUUCCCGGCGUCACCACAACCCCCAGGAAGCAGCAGCCACAAUCCAAAAGGGGCGGAUCAUGGGAUGGCCCGCCGCCUGGCAUGGGGGAGUUCAGUAGGAAAGGGGUCAAGGGAGCACAGGCCGGCGAUCGGCCUUGGAUCUGCACCUGGCCCGGAACCCUCCUCGAAGUAUUCGUCUACCCUGCCCAAAACAACAGCUAUCAAAGAAAGCCUUCUACUACGACGUCCAGGCCUCCGGCGGCUGCAACGUUCCCUCCUUCAACAUCAACGCAGUUCUUGGUCCGUGGACUGCAAACCCAGUCUCCCCAGUCCAGUCCGAUUCCGACUGACAGACCACGCCGUGCCCCUCCACCACCAUAUCCUCAGGUCAUCAAAUUUGAAGAGCGACGUGUUUCGCUUGACCAAACGAAGAAUGCUUACUGCCGACAAGUUGAGGUCUGCGAUGAUGGCCAAAACACCGUGCCCGUGUUAGACGAUCAGGGUCAGCCGAUUGAGGUCAUGAUCAUGGAAAACCGGCAAACGGUGGCAAUUGCAGACUCGAGCAAACGUUGGAUACACGAAGACAGCCUUUUGGUAUCUCCUCGAGACCGGCCAUCAAGGACUAGUCAACUUAGCGACUGUGGAUGCAUAUGGUGGUUCACAUGA
Colletotrichum godetiae is the source of this 2307-nucleotide messenger RNA. RefSeq lists its product as uncharacterized. The transcript has 2 exons. NCBI's taxonomy places the organism in Eukaryota, Fungi, Ascomycota, Sordariomycetes, Glomerellales, Glomerellaceae. Bases 1 to 2307 code for a protein of 768 amino acids. The record is from RefSeq and is a predicted model, not a curated record.